This is a messenger RNA of Mycena indigotica, 3120 nucleotides long. Its product is annotated as Non-reducing end alpha-L-arabinofuranosidase BoGH43B. Gene Ontology annotation, biological process: carbohydrate metabolic process; glycine catabolic process. Bases 1 to 3120 code for a protein of 1039 amino acids. NCBI's taxonomy places the organism in Eukaryota, Fungi, Basidiomycota, Agaricomycetes, Agaricales, Mycenaceae. Gene Ontology annotation, cellular component: mitochondrion. The record is from RefSeq and is a predicted model, not a curated record. Gene Ontology annotation, molecular function: aminomethyltransferase activity; protein binding; hydrolase activity, hydrolyzing O-glycosyl compounds. The transcript has 11 exons.
AUGUUCAUGACGAACCAUGUCGGUCCUGCUGAGGUCGGCACUACUCAAACGCGCUCCAUUUGCGUGCAGAGUGAGGUUUCCAACUCCCCUGCGCCGUGGAUUCGCCUCCGGGACUUCGGCGGAUUACAGCUCAAGCGCACGGGACUCUACUUCUAUCACCUUGGUAAUGACGCGAAGAUGGUUCCAUUUGCGGGGUACUCGAUGCCCUUGGCUUAUGGUGAAGUUGGGCAAGUCGCGAGCCACAACCACGUCAGGACGGAGGCAGGCUUGUUCGAUGUCGGCCACAUGGUCCAGUCGAUUUUCCGUGGCAAAACUGCAACUGCGUUCCUGGAAUGGAUAACGCCCUCAUCUCUGUCCUCCCUCAAACCAUACUCGUCGACAUUGUCUGUGAUCCUCAAUGAACGCGGCGGCAUCAUCGACGACACCGUCAUCACAAAACACGCUGAAGACUCGUUUUAUGUGGUGACCAAUGCCGGCAGACGUGAACGGGACUUGGAGUGGUUCAAGCUGCGGCUGGAGGAGUGGAACGCUGGCGAGCAGGGAUCCAAGGGGCCCGUUGAGCUGGAAGUUUUGGAGGACUGGGGCCUGCUGGCCUUGCAAGGCCCCAAAGCCGCAUCUUACCUCCAAUCCCUCACGUCCUAUGACCUAACACAACUCACAUUCGGCAAAUCCGCAUUCGUUCCUAUCGAAGGCUUCAAUUUACAUGUUGCGAGGGGCGGGUAUACUGGAGAAGACGGUUUUGAGAUCUCCAUACCACCUUCAGAGACCAUCGAAGUUGCUGAAUUGCUCGCGAAAGCGCCUGUCCAGUUGACCGGUCUUGGGGCAAGAGAUAGUCUCCGGCUGGAAGCUGGAAUGUGCUUGUAUGGAAGCGACCUUGAUGAAGACACAACACCAGUUGAGGCUGGGCUCACGUGGGUCAUUGGGAAGGAGCGGAAGGAGAAUGGCAAUUUCAUAGGGGCAGAGGGCGUCAGAAAACACUUGAAAGAAGGUCCGCCAAGAAGACGCGUUGGUAUGAUAGUUGAAGGUGCUCCCGCCCGACAUGGCGCUAAGAUUGUCGACCCAUCCACAAACGAGUCAUUGGGUAGUGUGACUUCUGGUAUCCCUUCUCCGACGCUGGGUGCGAAUAUUGCAAUGGGCUAUGUGCGCAAUGGGUGGCACAAGAAGGGAACAGAGCUUGGUGUUGAGGUCCGAGGGAAGGUCCGAAAGGCGACCAUUACACCCAUGCCGUUCAUCAAACCACAGUACUUCAGAGGAUUAGAUGGUGGAAAAGCCUUGUCAAUCGCCUUAUGCAGCCCAAAUGUUUAUGGUCUCAUAAACCCCAUUCUGCCUGGAUGGAACCCCGACCCGAGCAUAACUCGGGUCGGAAAGGACUAUUUCAUCACGACCUCAACGUUUGAGUACUUUCCUGGGCAUCCCAUAUAUCAUAGCACUGACUUGGUCAACUGGGAGCUUAUUGGACAUGCCCUCAACCGCCAGUCACAGCUCAGCCUUUUCACCACGCCCGAGGACGGCGGAUUGUGGGCUCCUACAAUCCGCUAUCACGCCAAAACCAAAACUUUCUAUCUAGCUUCGACAGCAAGAUACGCUUACACGAACGAGUAUCGGUUGUUUCCGCGCUCCUUCUUCGUCACCACCAAAGACAUAUUUGCCAACGACUGGAGCGACCCAACCUAUUUUGACAACCUUGGCUACGACACUGACCUCUUCUGGGACACCAACGGCGAAGUCUACGUGACAUGGUCAGGAAUCAACAACCCUGUCGAGAAAAUAUACAGCAUUUACCAAUCAAAAAUCGACAUCGCAACGGGAAACACAUUGACUCCCGCAAAAAUCAUCUUUCGAGGAGUUCUGCCUGACAAUUCGGCUGCUCGACCAGAAGGGCCUCAUUUAUAUCUCAUCAACGGAACCUACUAUCUCCUUAUCGCAGAGGGUGGCUCGUCGCCCACACACCAAGUGACAAUCCAACGGGGUCCUUCACCUAGCGGCCCUUGGGAGAGCAAUCCAGCAAACCCGAUCCUCUUUAAUGGCGCCAAUUUAUCCCUGCCCGUCCAAUAUACUGGCCACGCGGACAUUGUGGAAGGACCUGAUGGGAAAUGGUGGGGCGUUGCUCUCGGCACACGUCCGCAGGCUCCAGCGGAUUUCACCCAUAUGCAACUUGGUCGAGAGACAUUUUUAUACCCAGUAACUUGGUCUGAAGAAGGAUGGCCAAUAUUCAAUAACGGGGAACCCCUUAUGGAGCAUCUUCCCCAUGUUCUUAUCGACAAAUCGCCCCUCAAACCGUAUUCCAGCGACUUCACCCGCAGGCCCUUGAAUACACAAUCGCUAUGGCUUGACGGAUACUACUCGCUCAGAACGCCGUACAAACCUUUCCAUUCGUUCACCGCCCGCCAUUAUUUGCGCCUGAAUGCGAACGCCUACGCUCCAGGCGACCGCGACAACCCAGCGAUGCUCCUCCGUAAACAAACCGCGUAUUCGGAAACUUUUGAAGUAGAGCUCGAUUUCGUGCCUCCGGUCACCAACGCAGCGGGCGAUGACGGACCCGGCGAGCCGAAUGGUGUGGGCAAUGGUUUUGGAUUAGGUGCCGAGGCAGGCGUUACCGUGUUCUACAGUGACCAGUUGCACAAUGACAUUGGCAUUGUUGGUGGCGGGGUGGGUGUUCUGCCGAACGGUACUGUUGGGACGGGAGGAGCUCGGGGAUUGGUAGUGCGAAAGACGGUACUCGGAAAACAGGUCGGCGAGUUUGGACUCGUUUAUACGAAUGCAACGAUAACGACGGUGCAUCUUCUUAUAUACUCUUACUUGAAAACAUUCCAGCUGAUGAAUUAUCCAAAGGCCGAAUUCCACCCACUGCGAACGAGCAACGGUCCCGUUCGCCUCAAAAUCACAGCCAAUUCCACAUCUUAUCAGUUUGCGUAUGCGGAGGAAGGCGACUCGGGAUUCACUACUGUUCUCACAUUCGAUUCCGAUGCAGUAUCGGUGCCGCCUGUAGGUGCUUUCUUCUUCCAAGGAACGGCGUUUGGCGUAUAUAACACGGGAAACGGACAGCCGAGCAUGGUCCCGGCCGACUUCAAAUAUGUCAAGCAGAUACCUGUAGUUCGGGCUAUGGUCACUCCUUUGUAG